AUGCCUGCUGCCAGAUCGGCACGUAGAUACCUGACAUACCUGGAUGUUUGUGCACAUGUUAGUGCACAACACCUGCGUUUUGUACUCUUUGGUGCUUUUCAUGCCAAACUGAUAGGUGAGCAGGGUCAGGACAACAAGACAGCCAUCUCCUCCACACAGCAGACAAGAAAUGACAGCACAGGCGAUGAGGCUGCAGCAGAAUCACUCCAACAACCAGGAAGACUAAAGAAGAUACAGAACCUGGUGCAAACAAAGAAGGGCCCUCCGAGUGGAGCUGCAGCAGGGAGGAGGACCUCUGAGAAUCACGAUCAUUUGGCAGAUAUGUUGAGCAACAACAAUCCAGUGCUGACCUGCAUCGGCCUGGGGAGGAGAACGGAGAAGAAGCCCCCUAAAACUGCUCCGUCGCCACGGCAACAACAACAGGCCAAAGACGUGGACGACGAGUCAGAAGAGGAAGGGGUUUGGAGUCCACGGCUCGGGAAUUAUCUGUGGAACCCGUUUGAGUGUCCGCAGCCCUGGACGCCUUUCCACCACACCUGUCAGCAGCCUCGACACGAGCUGAUGAUGUGUGGGGGCACCUGGUCGUUGCCCCGGGCAACAGAGUGGGACCGCUUCGAGAGUUUGAUACAAGAACUGGACAGCAAACAGUCGGACCUGUCUCCUCCACAGCUGAUCCGCUCCAUCACAGACCUGCAGCUUUCACACAACACAUUGAGCAGAUUUGGGAGAUUUGACGCCUUCAGACAGCCGUCGCCUUUAUCAAAGCCACAGGAUAACGGAAACGCUCUGCAGAAUCCGGCUGCGACCACACUGAUGCAGCAGAGGGAGACGGAGACCUCACACGGUGACAGGAAGCACGUCAAGGCCUCACCUGAGACAGCGCUGACACUCAUCACAAUUGGAAACACACAGAAAGAUGAAGCAGAGAAGAGGGAAGUUGGUGGUGGGCGUGCGUUUAAUAAAGGACACAGGCGGUGCAGUAACUCUCUGGAAAGCCUCUACAGCCUCAACAGUGGACAAAGCUCCUCAAGUGGAGUCACCAGUGGGUCGGGCUGCUCCAGUAACAGGGACAGUCUGAGGCUGGAGGACGAUCUAUCCUACACCAGACAGUUCUGUGGCAGAGCCAGAGUCCAUACAGACUUUGUGCCGAGUCCGUAUGACACCGAAUCCCUCAAACUCAAGGUGGGAGAUGUGAUUGACAUAAUCGCCAAGCCCCCCAUGGGAAUAUGGAGAGGCAUGCUGAAUGGCAAAAUGGGAAACUUCAAGUUCAUUUAUGUGGACACGCUAACAACGGAGAGUCCUGAGACACCAAAGGAAACACAGACGUGCAGAAUGAGACAGAAAUCAACAGUCCAGGAAGUGUUGAAGCGUCUCAGUAUGGAGGAGUAUUUCUCGUCUCUGCAGCUGAACGGUUACCAAACAGUGGAUGACUUGAUGAGGCUGAGGGAGCAUCACCUGACGGGGCUGAAUGUGACUGAUCCAGAACACCGGCAUCGUCUGCUCGCCGCUGUCCAAUCCCUGCAGCAGCUCCACUCUAAGAGUCAGUUGGAGAAUGAGGCCAAUCAGGAGGCCGAGACCCCCGGCGUGAACACGAAGGCAGAUAUGAACAACUGCCCAAGAGACUCCGGCUGCCACAUGCCAUCUGACAGCCCCGACAACAGCACAGAGGACACAGACCUUCACUUUAUCUCUGAAUACCCUCUGCAGGCUGAGACGACAGCUUCAUGAGCAGAAUACGCCUCCUGUUUUAUUCCGAACCUGGUCUCACAGGAAUCCGUGAAAUAGCCACGGAUUCGCUUAACUCAAAAUCCGUGGAAUAGCCACGGAAUCACUCAAAUUUCCGUGAAACUGACACGGAUUUCGCUACAAUGCAAGUUAAUGACAGUCAUAUCCCGUGGCUAUUCCAUGGAUAUUUUUUCCGAUUGGUUUGUUCCAAGUCACGUGACUUUCAAGGUCCCGGCGGUCAGAACAAAAAAACAUGGCGGACAGUUCUCUCAUUUUUAGAGAAAAAAAAUCAAUAUUUUGACUUAGUUUCUGCAUAAAAAUGGAUUUUGAUCACAUUUCUAGCGAGAAAUAUCUGUUUUAUUUUCUAAAUAUUCACUCAGUGAAUAUACA
Molecule: messenger RNA, 2115 nt
Organism: Centropristis striata (black sea bass)
Lineage: Eukaryota; Metazoa; Chordata; Actinopteri; Perciformes; Serranidae
Gene: samsn1b
Product: SAM domain, SH3 domain and nuclear localisation signals 1b
Exons: 11
Coding region: 1-1728 (575 amino acids)
Molecular function (GO): protein binding
Source: RefSeq, a predicted model, not a curated record